Molecule: messenger RNA, 935 nt
Organism: Priapulus caudatus
Lineage: Eukaryota; Metazoa; Priapulida; Priapulimorpha; Priapulimorphida; Priapulidae
Product: cullin-2-like
Exons: 9
Coding region: 41-883 (280 amino acids)
Biological process (GO): SCF-dependent proteasomal ubiquitin-dependent protein catabolic process; protein ubiquitination
Cellular component (GO): SCF ubiquitin ligase complex; Cul2-RING ubiquitin ligase complex
Molecular function (GO): ubiquitin protein ligase binding
Source: RefSeq, a predicted model, not a curated record
UAAGUAUUGUGAUACCCUGCUGAAGAAAAGUGCCAAAGGAAUGUCGGAGAACGAAGUGGAAGAUAAGCUGACAUCCUCAGUUAUCGUCUUCAAAUACAUCGACGACAAAGACGUCUUUCAGAAGUUUUACUCCCGCAUGCUUGCCAAGAGGUUGAUCCACGGACAAUCCAUCUCCAUGGAUGCAGAGGAAGGAAUGAUCAACCGAUUGAAGCAAGCGUGUGGCUAUGAAUUCACGAGCAAGCUUCACCGGAUGUUCACCGACAUGUCUGUUAGCUCCGACCUUAACAGCAAGUUCAUGGAGUUUGUGAGAGGCAGGGAGGCAGACCUAGCUAUCAACUUCUCCAUAUUUGUUCUACAGGCGGGGGCGUGGCCGCUGGGACAAGCGAGCGUCUCUACGUUUGCGAUUCCUCAGGAACUGGAGAAGAGCGUUCAGCUAUUUGAAGAGUUCUACAACACGAGUUUCAGUGGAAGGAAGUUAAGUUGGCUUCAUCAUCUAUGUACAGCUGAACUGAAGAUGUCGUACCUUCGUAAGUCGUACAUCGUUACCGUGGGAACGUAUCAGAUGAGCAUCCUUCUGAUGUUCAACUCGGCGGAUAGCGUCGCGUAUCGCGAGCUCAUGGAACAUUGUCACAUGCAGGAGAAAGAAUUCAACAAACAACUGCAGUCACUACUAGAGGCAAAACUGCUUAACUCUGAUGCUGAGAAUCAUGAAAGCCUCAAUGAAAAUUCCAUCCUGACGUUGAAUAUGAGUUAUUCGAACAAGCGAACAAAGUUCAAGAUAUCUGCUGCCAUACAGAAAGAGACGCCCCAGGAGGUGAGCAAUAGCAGACGCACGUUGCGAUUGAUGAAGACCGGAAGCUGUACCUGCAAGCAGCGAUCGUGAGGAUAUGAAAGCUAGGAAGUGAUUGAAAACAACAUCCUGAUACAGGAGGUGA